UCUUUUGUUUUCAAUAUCUCAUUUUAAAGACACCUCUAAAGUUUUUAUCGAUUGUGAGGUUCAUUGUCAAUGUUUAUUUAUUUUACUUAAAGAUCAAUACCCAAAUGAUAUCCACCAGUGUAUGUCAGUUGGAAAAUUGUUCCAUAUUUAAAAUACCUACAAAAAAUAGGUCUCAAGAAGAGCAGCUGUCAACCCGAAUAUGUACUUAUUGUAAUAUGUUACGCGUUCUAAAUUAUAUCAAAAUGAGUCCACGCUUGAUAGGCUAACCUCUGACUUUCAAAAUGGCUGCUAUCGAAAGUAACACGUGUGGAGUCAGUGAAAUAGAUCUAAACGACGCAUCUGACAGUGAAAGCACAAGUCAACACGAUGACGGGCAGUAUUUAUUUGAUUUCACAAAGGAUGGUGACGUAGACGUCUGGCAAGAACAAUCGGAUACCGUACGAGAUGUCGGCAUGUCCAAGGCCAUCUUUGUUAUUCACAAAAAUGUUGGAUUCAGACGAGCUAUAUUUUUUGCUCUUUUAAAUCCUCAAUUAAAUGGAGCCGGUUUUGCUGGAAUACGAGCUAUUCAAACAUACAAUCUUACCGGUUACACAAAGCUACAAAUUAAAUGCAGAGGACAAGGGCAAUUUAAUGGAUUCAAAGUUACUUUACGGCAUAAAGGUUUAAAUGACGAGCCCAAC
Spodoptera litura is the source of this 680-nucleotide messenger RNA. NCBI's taxonomy places the organism in Eukaryota, Metazoa, Arthropoda, Insecta, Lepidoptera, Noctuidae. The record is from RefSeq and is a predicted model, not a curated record.